AUGGCGCCUUCUGCGGCUACAGCACCCAGCGGUGGCCAGUCUCUUGUCAAUGCCACUCCAGCCAAGUCACUAAACACCUCUGAAGAGCUUGUUGAAGCCCUUAAAGCUACCAACACAGCUCCUCUCUGGGCCCAGAUGACACGCCUGAACCCUCCAGCACCCAACCCUCAAACUAUUCCCUAUGUCUGGUCAUAUGACAAGAUCAAGCCAUAUCUCCUCAAGGCUGGAAAGCUUAUCACUGAGAAGCAAGCUGAGCGCCGGGUCCUGAUGCUUGGAAACCCUGCAAAAGAGGCACCAUACACCACUGAUACCCUGUAUGCUGGACUUCAGCUGGUGCAGCCUAAAGAGACGGCACCUGCGCACAGACACACGGCCUUCGCAUGCAGGUUCAUCAUCGAAGGCACUGGUGGCUUCACUGCAGUUCACGGCAAGAGAGUGCCUAUGAAGCCUCGCGACGUCAUUGUUACACCCACUUGGAACUGGCAUGACCAUGGCAAGAAGGGCGCCGAUGAGGAGGGUGGAGAUGAUCAGCCCGUCAUCUGGCUCGAUGGGCUUGACCUCCCCAGCUUCAUCCACUUCCCUGUCCAUUUUGUGGAACAUCAUACAGCUGCACGAUACCCAGCUGAAGACUUUGAAGAGUCUAAUAUUGUCUAUCCGUGGAGCAAGAUGCAGCCCAAGCUGGAUGCCAGCCCUGAUGAAUGGGUCUCGGAGCCGUAUCUGAAGCCUAGUGGGGCCGAAAUUGGUCGUAUCAUUGGUGCUUCAGCUGAGAGACUUAACCCAGGAGCCAAGUCGCCUGAGAUCCAAGAGACGAGCUCUGCUGUGUACCAUGUCAUUGAAGGCUCUGGUUCCACUCAGGUCGGAGACAAGGUCCUUAAAUGGAAGCAGGGUGACACGUUUUGCAUUCCAACUUGGCACAAGUAUCAGCAUCAUGCAGACGACGGCAAGGUCUAUCUCUACAGAUUCGACGACAAGCCGAUGCUGAGGGCCUUAGGAUUCUACCGGGUGGCAGGAGUUGAUGUCGAGACCUAUGUCUCUGAAUGA
Messenger RNA from Fusarium fujikuroi IMI 58289, 1041 nucleotides. RefSeq names its product probable gentisate 1,2-dioxygenase oxidoreductase. Lineage: Eukaryota; Fungi; Ascomycota; Sordariomycetes; Hypocreales; Nectriaceae. The transcript is spliced from 3 exons. The coding region runs from base 1 to 1041 and encodes 346 amino acids. Gene Ontology annotation, molecular function: dioxygenase activity. The record is from RefSeq and is a predicted model, not a curated record.